AAAAAAAAUAAUAACAAUAAAAAAAUCCUUUCACCUCUCUCACUGCAUGAACAUUCAAUAAAUGGCACACUUCAUGAGAGUUGGGCAUUCGAAAUUUCCAGAGAGCUAAGCAACCAAGCAACAACAAUGGAUGCUUUCUCUUCCUCAUUCGUCUGUUCAUCUUUAUCACCAAAUCUUCAAACUAUCAACAUCCCUUCAUUGAAUUUCCCUGCCGUAUCACGCGUCACCAUCUGCAAAAAUCUUGAAACCAUCAAAAACGAAAAAGCACCUCCACCGACUCAAGCAACCGAUCAACAACCCAAGAAAAGCAACCCACCAUUACUGUCACUCAGAGGAGCUGUAUUUGAUGCACUGGAUACGUUGAUAAACACAUCCAUCGAUCCUCCGGACCGCCACCGCGGCACCUCCUUCGAUCCCAACUGCAUCCUCUCCAACAACUAUGUUCCGGUGGAUGAGCUCCCUCCGACCGAAUGCCCGGCGGUAGAAGGAGCGCUUCCGGCAUGCCUCGACGGCGUAUACAUUCGUAACGGACCCAACCCACAAUUUUUUCCCCGGAGUCCUUACCAUUCACUCGAAGGGGACGGAAUGCUUCAUUCCAUUCGGAUUUCUAAAGGAAAAGCCACAUUCUGUAGCCGUUAUGUGAAAACUUACAAGUACAUCACUGAAAGAAACGCCGGAUUUCCAAUCAUUCCCAACUUCUUCUCUAUCCUCAGUGGCGGGAUCGCAGCCGGCGCGGCUCGAUGGGCUGUCGCAGCCGCUAGAAUUCUUACGGGACAGUUCAGUAUUCUAAAAGGCAUGGGGUCGGCAAACAUCAGCGUAGCCCUGAUUGGGGGUAAGCUUUACGCUUUGGGCGAAGGUGAUCUUCCUUACGAAAUAAAGUUAGAGCCUAAUGGAGAUAUCAUCACUUUGAGGCGUCAUGAUUUCGGGGACAGGUUUAAUACCACCAUGACUCCUCAUGCCAAGAUUGAUCCGGAAACGAAAGAAGCUUUUGCUUUUAGGCUCGGUUACGUAUUUCCUCCAUUUCUAACGUUUUUCAGAAUCAAUCCCGACGGAAACAAGGGGCCCGACGUGCCAAUUUUCUCGAUGAAAACAUCGUCUUGUACGCAUGAUUUGGCAAUCACGAGUAGGUACGCAAUCUUUCCGGAUAUACAAAUCGGGGUGAACGUACUCAAGGCCAUCACGGGAGGCCGGCCAACGUUGGGUUUGGAUCCGAGAAAGAUUCCACGGAUCGGAGUCCUUCCGAGACACGGGGAGGAUGGACGGGAAAUGAGGUGGUUUGAUGUUCCGGGAGUUAAUUUUCUGCAUAUGAUCAAUGCUUGGGAGGAAGGCGAAGGAGGUGAUACUGUUGUGAUGGUUGCGCCUAAUGUGUGGCCGAUUGAGCAUUUCAUCGGCCGUAUGGAUUUGGUUCAUGCGUCCAUUGAGAAACUCAAGAUUGAUCUCAAGACUGGGAUAGUGUGGAGACGUCAAAUUUCGUCAUGGAAUUUGGAAUUUGCAGUCAUUAAUCCGGCUUAUGUCGGCAAGAAAACCAAAUAUGUGUAUGCAGCAAUUGCAGUCACAGACCUAGUCCCAGUUAUUUCUGGUGUAGCGAAAUUAGAUAUAUCGUUGUCUCAAGAUGAUGACCAUCACGAAUGCGUCGUUGCCAGCCGGUUGUACGGACCAAGUUGGAUUGGAGGCGAACCGUUUUUCGUGGCGAGGGAGCCCGAUAACCCAAAUGCGGACGAAGAUGAUGGUUAUGUCAUAUGUUUUGUCCACGAUGAAAAUAAGGGAGUGUCAAGUUUCUUGGUGAUGGAUGCUAAAUCACCUAAUCUUGAAAUUGUUGCUGUUGUCAAGUUGCCUCGUCGGGUUCCAAGCGGUAUCCAUGGCCUAUUCAUUAGGGAAAAUGACCUUCCCUGACUCACACGACUCAAUAACAAGUUGUCCCAAUGAAACAUAUUAACACUUUGAGUCGUUUUCCUUUUUCCUUUUUGGUUUUUGUUAGUUCAAAAUGCGUCCACAAAUCACCUGAAUUUGUAUACCAAAUGAUACAAUAUAGUUUAUGACGUUUCUUCAC
Molecule: messenger RNA, 2050 nt
Organism: Oldenlandia corymbosa var. corymbosa
Lineage: Eukaryota; Viridiplantae; Streptophyta; Magnoliopsida; Gentianales; Rubiaceae
Source: the annotation of a GenBank genome assembly